AUGUGGAAGAGACGGGGAGAGGAAAUACACUCAAGUACUGAGACUACUACUGGCACUCUGGCAUCUGCUGCCAAUACCGUUACUAUUCUGCCCUUUUUGCCAUCCACAAUUCCACCAUCUCACCAUCGACUGGCCGCCCUCUCCCAUUUUCACCCGUCUUCCAUCCCCUCUUCAGCCUCUCUUCUCACUCCCAUUCCCUCGAAAGAACCAGCAGCUCUCCCCUUGGCUACACCUCUUCUUACUAAACGCGCCCCUUUGUACAACAACUCAGAUACCCCCCCCCACCCUCCAGCGCUGCUGCUUGGAGCACUCGCCACGCGGUACAAGCUUCCCUCGACUAGCAACGCCAAGCAGCAGCCACCACGCUUUCUUUCGGCAACGGCCAACAGGCUGCUCUGGCUCGACCAUCACUGCUGUCCCUGGCUUGGUCGCCUUGUCUCAUACCAAGGUUUGGUUGUCGAGUAUCUUGACUCCUUCUUCCCGUGUUUGCCAUUCACGGCCGCCAUCCUGCAACCGCACGUCAUUGCAGGCUACCGUCCGUCGCCGCCCGGCUCUGACACUCGACAACAGCGUGGACGCAUCACCACCUACUUGCUCAACGGGCUGCUCGCAAAGCCCCUUCCCCCGCUGCUAACCAGCCUGUCGAGAGAUGGACAAAUGAGUGUUGACGGUGCCCCGAGUGCCCCUGCGCAUGGCCCUGACCCGACGACAAUGUCAUCGCGACGUUCCAGCUAUCCGCUCUCGGCUGCCACCGAAGCCGCCGCUCGCGCCAUGGCUAUCAAUGCCCGCCACGCCGGUCCAGAUGCCGAUGCUGCCGAUCCGUCCGAUACCGUCGCAGUCGCCGACACGGAUGGCGCAUUUGACGGUCAUGUGGCCGUCGACGGUCCUCCAUUGGCCGCUUCCAUCUCCCCACAUCAGCUCCAACUCAACGAAUACCGAGAAAAGCUUGCUCGCGAUCUCGAGCGCCGCGAACUCCAGGCUAGAGGCUUGUUACCUACCACACCCGCCGUCGACAAGAUCCGUGUCGUCCCCAUUCGAGAAGAACCCGGGCUUUCACCGCCCAGCGUCUCCAACCUCAACACAUCGUCUACGGAAUCGGGCAACACCGUCCGCGGUGCCAUAACACCCGCCCUGCUCGCCCGCACACCUUCUUAUCCCUUUCCCAGGAUGGCCUCUACCCCAGGCGCUUUUGGCCCCGGUCAUACAUUCGCCAACAUGGCUAACCCGACCUCUCGCAUCAACAUCGCUAUACCACCUAACGAACCCAGGGCCGUCCUAGAACGCGUCCUCUCCGAAUCCUCGACGCCAGCAUCCGCCUUUUCCUUCAACCCAGCCGGUACUCCCAUGGCCGAGAAUUAUGACUAUCCCAGUCCCGAUCUGUACAACCUCUCUUUGUUGCUUUCAUCCGAACCAGGCUUAGACGCCUGGUGGAAUACCGUUGUCCAGAUAAUGACAGAUGUCUUCCAGGCCGAGCGCGUAACCCUGUCUGUGCCUGCUGAUGCUGCAGAUUUAGAAAAUGUCCCUUGGGGUCAAAAAGCUACCUAUAAUGAACACCAGGAAGACGAGCUCAGUGUCGGUUACAUGGCCAAGGGCAGCAGCGCCGUGCAAAGCAGCGAUGCUGAUGCCGCAGAUACCUUGUUUUCGCUCAACGAUCUCACAUCGCCAGCAGGGUCCCCCUUUCGCCCUGGCCUUAGCAGUCGCCAUUCUUUUACCAGCUACGAAGAGCAAAAUGACCCUUCACCGACAGCACCCCGUCGGCCUACUCAUUUGUCGCGAAGUAAAACCUCGGCGCCAUUUCCCUCGAGAGUCUUGCGGUCCGGUACCCGUCUCGACAAAUCCAAGCUGGAACAGCAUGACGCUCAAGCUCAAGACGACCCCACUAUUCCAAGCUGGGAGAUUCCCUUCCUCGCACGCUAUGAGGGCCAAGGCAGAGUCCACUCCGUUCUGCAGGCCCUCGAUUUCGAGGCUGAUCCGCUCAUCGACCACGCUGGCGUCGUCAGAGUCCUCGAACGAGGCGGCGCUGUUACACUAACAAGGUCGUACCCAUAUCUUGCCCCAGAUGACGAGAAAGAAGAUGCCUCCAGAAUGGCAGCUGCCGAUUCGCUCAAAAAGGCCAAGAUACAUUCCUCGGAAUCAUUAAACAAGCUUUCUUCCAUGCUACCUGCCGCCGCCUUCAAGCCUUCUGGCAAGGGCAAACAGCCUGGCAUAGAUCGCGAGGACGACGAGACUCAGCCUUCUACUCCCAGAUAUGAAGAAUAUGAACAAAUCGCGGCCUCACCCUGGGCACAGUCACCCGCCCCAUCGCCUGCCGUUCGCUCCGACACCGCUGAGAAUCCCUUCUUUGCCGAGGCCACCGUGGACGAAGGAUCCUUUAACCCUGCAGCCGGUGCUGCCGACUAUAACGACAUGCGACCGCCCGCAGCCAUUGGCUUAGACAACUCGUGGACUGUUAUUCAUGUCCCCCUUACUCAUGUUCUGCAGUCAAGGCAAACGCGGCCGUUUAAACUCGACGCGACCAACAUGGAACAGAAAUUACAGGGCCAAAAGCCCGACAGCCCCCAAACCCCUGCUACCGAUGCCAAAAAGAACAAGCCCGCACCCAUCGCCAUUCUGUCCAUCUUGAGUACCGUUACGCCGUACCCGCCUAGCUUGCGCAAGUCGCUAGAGCACCUUUCACCUCACAUGGCCACUUCCUUCUCUCUGGCUCGACACUACACAAAUCUCGAGACGGAGCUUGCAGGCCUUCAAAGGCGGCGCCCUCCCACCACCGGCUUUGGCGCCGUUGCGCCCUACGGACGCUCGUAUGAGAGUACCGCUGCCCUGGCUGCAGCCGAUAUUCUACAACCACGAUCAUCUGGAAGCAUAACCAGCCCUAGCGACUACUCGGCCGUUUCAAGGAGUGCUGCUGACUCUCCAAUUGGUACACCAGGCUGGAAACGCCAGCCCGUGCCCAGUCCAGCCGCUCUUUCAGGCGGGGACAGCUACUUCAGCCUCAAGUCGACGGCAGCUGGUAGGCAAGAAGCCGCUACAGGGCUGCAGAGAGCCAAAUCUUACUCUGUGGAAACCCCGUCAGGUGAUAAGAGAUCCUUGCGGCUUACAAAUAGCAGUGUCAUGCACGAUGCCACAGAAGAGUCUGAAACGGCGCCUGAUGGGCCUGAAGAAGGUGUCGCAGCACAACAUAGAGAUCUUCGUUUGACAAGCAGCAACGAGCCGCUCUUCGAGAUCGGCGAGGUAUCAGUCUCUUCUAGCGUCGAGGAAAGACUCGAAAUGGAGAGACGUGUAUCGCAGCAUCAUCACCAACGCCACCCGCAUACCAUGCUCCAUAGCUAUGGCGCCGACUUUGCUUCCACCUUCCAAUCUCUGCCGCCCAGCUCAAGCUUGAUGAGCCGACCGCCACCCACACCGCUCGUCUCAGGCGUACCGCGUAGCAUGUCGGUUAUUUCCUCGACCGCAGGUGACAUGCCGCCUCCAUCAGACAGACUGAAGAGCCUCAUUCUGGAUUCCCUUCCCGCCCACGUCUUCGUUUCGCUGCCCCAGACCGGCGAGAUUGUUUGGGUCAAUAGCCGUUACCUGUCAUACCGUGGGCAGACAGUCAACGAUCUUACCGCCGACCCCUGGAAAAGCCUUCAUCCUGAUGACCGCGACGAAUAUCUCAAGGACUGGGGGCACUCUCUUCGAACAGGGGAUCAAUUCUCGCGCACUGUUCGUAUUAAGCGAUUUGACGGCGCGUACCGCUGGUUCUAUGCCCGGGCGGUUGCCUCCAAGGACAAGAGAGGUGUCAUUAUGCAAUUCCUUGGCUCAUAUAUGGACAUCCACGACCAACACAUCGCGGAACUCAAGGCUGCACGCCAGGAGGAGAUUGAAGCCUCUGAAGCCAAACACAGAUUGCUCGCAAAUCUUAUCCCACAAAUUAUCUUUACGGCUACGAGAGACGAUGGUGUCACGUUUGCCAAUGAGCAGUGGCUCUCCUACACAGGACAGAGCUUCGAAGACGCUCUUGGACUCGGCUUUAUGGAUUUUGUGCAUGGCGAUGACUUGGAAAAGUGCUGUAUCCCCUUCACCCGGCCUUCUUCUGAAAAUCAUCCACAGAAAGGAGCCAGCAGAGGAAGUGCGGCGGUUUCAAGGUCUGUCCGAUUCGGGCAUAGAAGUACGGCUACUAGCUCCACCUAUCAAAUGCCACGGGCGACUCUGGCCGAGCUCGCAAGAAAGGGCAUCGUUAGAAUCGGCACCGACACCAGUGGUAGAGUAUCGUACACCAUGGAAUUGCGACUACUUUCCAAAAAAGGAGAUUACCGCUGGCAUCUGAUCCGCUGUGUUGAGAUUGACACAAUUGACUUUGGAAGUGGUGCCAGCUCUUACUUUGGAUCGGCGACGGAUAUUAAUGAUCACAAGCUCCUCGAGGCCAAGCUUAAAGAGGCCAUGGAAUCCAAAGGCAGAUUUCUCAGCAACAUGUCCCACGAAAUACGAACACCGCUCAUCGGUAUCUCGGGCAUGGCCAGCUUCUUGCAGGAUACGACGCUGGACGAGGAGCAGCGCGAUUACACAACCACCAUACAAACUAGCGCCAAUAGUCUCAUCAUGAUUAUUAACGACAUUCUCGACUUGUCCAAGGCCGAUGCCGGUAUGAUGAAGCUCAACUUUGAAUGGUUCCGGCCGCGGUCCAUCAUGGAGGAUGUCAACGAGCUCGUGUCCACCAUGGCCAUCGGCAAGGGUCUGGAACUCAACUACCUCGUCGAAGCCGAUGUACCAUUGUGGGUUAAGGGCGACAAGAUUCGGAUUCGACAGGUUCUUCUCAAUGUUGUCGGAAACGCCAUAAAAUUCACCGAGAUUGGGGAGGUUUUUAGUCGCUGCAGGAUUCAUACUGACAUGAAUGGACUGACGGGCGAGCACGAAAUGAUGCUGGAAUUCUCCAUUACCGAUACUGGACGCGGCUUUUCCCAGCAGGAAGCAGAAUUAAUAUUCAAGCCGUUUAGUCAGAUUGACGGAAGCAGCACGCGACAGCACGGCGGCAGUGGUUUGGGUCUCGUUAUCUCCAGGCAGCUUGUUGAGCUGCACGGCGGCAGGUUGGAGGGCACCGCGAUUCCCGGUGAAGGGUCAACAUUUACAUUUACGGCACGAUUCGGCCUGCCGACAUCCGUUGACCAGCCGAAUCUCCCUCAUAGUCCUGGCUCGACAAUAUCGACAUUUUCGCGUCAUGAGUCCGAUGGUGGAUUUAGAGGAUCUCCACAGCUCUCGGCUACAUUGAAACGUCGCAGUACCGAUGAUCCGAGUCCUGGCGAAAGUGCGUCUGCCUCACUUCUAGCCCGUAGCGGCAGCCCUCGUUCGAGUGGCCUCUCCAAACCGGCUGCGAGCGCAGUCGCCUCCGGUCCCCUUGUCGGCGUCAAUCCUGGCCUUGCUCGCUUCAGCGAGGCUGCCAAAGCCAGCGGCCAUGAUAUGAGCCAGAUGAGGUUGGAGAUUCCCGGUCGCGACUCGCCUGGGCGAAGCGCAACCCCCGAUCACCAUGGACGACCACGACCAACUGGCAUUGCGCCGCCUCCUGUUUACUCGAUCCUCAUCAUCUGCCCUCAAUACCACAGCCGCGAAGCAACAGUACAACACAUUGAGAUGACGUUGCCCAAGGAUGUGCCGCACGAAAUCACUGCCCUCCGCACCACUGAAGAGGCCCACCAUUUAAUUGGUGGCGAUGAUCCCGUCACAUUCAGCCACAUUGUCAUCAACUUGGGUUCUGCGGACGCUAUUCUAGCUUUCUUGGAAGAAAUCACGACAUUUCAAACGGUGGAAAAGACUGUCAUUGUGAUUCUAUCCGACUCGUUGCAGCGCACAGCCGUGAUGAAGGCUGCAGUAGGCACCAAGACGGAGCAGACCCUGGCCAGCAACUCUGUCAACUUCAUCUACAAGCCCGUGAAGCCGUCGCGCUUUGCCGUGAUCUUUGACCCGGACAAGCGACGGGACUUGAGUACAGACUGGAACCGAUCCAAUGCGCAGCAGCUUGUUGAGAAGCAGAAAGCGAGCUAUAACGAAAUGUCGAUGCGAAUGGGGCACAAAGGCUACAAGGUGCUGGUGGUCGAGGACAACAAGAUCAACCAAAAGGUUCUUACCAAGUACCUUGAAAAGAUUGGCGUCGAGGUGGAGAUUGCCGAAGACGGAAUCGAGUGCACGGAGCUUGUGUUUAGCAAGCCUCACAAUUACUACUCGCUGAUUCUUGACGGCUACGAGACGUGCCUCGACAUUCGCGCGUGGGAGGACAAGAAUGGCUUUGAACGGCUGCCGGUGAUUGCGUUGUCGGCCAAUGUUAUGUCGGUUGUGGCUGACAAGUGCACGGCGGCCGGGUUCAGCGACUACGUAACGAAACCGGUCGACUUUAUCAGCCUUAGCAAGGCCAUGGUGAAAUAUUUCUCCUAA
Molecule: messenger RNA, 6402 nt
Organism: Cordyceps militaris CM01
Lineage: Eukaryota; Fungi; Ascomycota; Sordariomycetes; Hypocreales; Cordycipitaceae
Product: autoinducer 2 sensor kinase/phosphatase luxQ
Exons: 4
Coding region: 1-6402 (2133 amino acids)
Biological process (GO): phosphorylation; phosphorelay signal transduction system
Molecular function (GO): phosphorelay sensor kinase activity; protein binding
Source: RefSeq, a predicted model, not a curated record